Messenger RNA from Symbiodinium necroappetens, 456 nucleotides. The record is from the annotation of a GenBank genome assembly. NCBI's taxonomy places the organism in Eukaryota, Dinophyceae, Suessiales, Symbiodiniaceae.
AUGGCUUGCCGCCCGCUCUCACUAGUCUUUGCCCUGGUGCAUCUGGGAGUCGCUACAAACAUCCGUGGGUCCAGUCAGGGCGCGACUGAGACGUCCCUGCCAGAAGAGCUUCUGGGAGGCAAUGCAGUGGUCGGUAUGGAUCAGGACAUGCACACGAAGAUGUUGGUUCAGGUGAAAGCCAUUGAUGGCAUCCCCGACGCGUGUGAGGAUGUCGCUUGUGGAGAGCUGAAGUGCCCAACCGGGUUCACGGCGACGAAGUAUGAUGGCCAUUGCUGCGCGUACUGCGUCAAUCCCGACAUCAAGAUCGAGCCCAAGAUCGUGGGGGCCACCGGGAAGUUUGGUGCAGAUGAGAGCGAUGUUUGCCCGUACGUGUGGUGUUUCCCGACAAUGUGCGAACAGGAGGAAGUCAUGCCGACACCAGACAAUGGCCAGUGCUGUCCUGUGUGCCCCAAGUAG